UUAGGUCAUCAGUCGAAAAAGCUUUGGGAUGAUGACCCUCACAGAGAUGGCCAACACAAGAUGUUCCAUCAUGGCUGGACCACUAGGGACGACACUUGGACUAGCGGACCUUCAGAAACGUCCAAUCAGAUUGGUGUUAACAUGGUAGAGUACGUUCUGGGAGGGUCUCCGAACAAAAUGGAGUCUGGUGCACUUAGUAGGAUCAAGUCAUUUCAAGAUCCGAAUGUGGGGGAGGACAAGAAGAGCAAGACUCCGUCUCCCUUUGAAGAUGGUGGUGGCGAUGAAGGGAAAGAUCUGCAGGCUAAUGGCAUGAUGUCAAAUGGUUUGGAUGAAGGUGCAUUUCGAGGAAGCAGACAGACAUCACCUGCAGAUGAAGAGCGACAAGGACAUGUGGGUAUGUCCAUGGAACAUCAGAAACUCCACUUACGAGAUGCCGGCGACUUUAUGGAUGGUUCCCACCACUCAGUGGGAUAUGGGCUCGACACUCACCAGCAUCACCACCACCAUCAUCAUCAUCCUCAGUUUGAACAGGUGGGCAUUGAUCCUCUCCAGUACGGUGGCGAUUUCGGCAGUCAGUUGAUCCCCAGUAUGGAUAGUCCAAACAGUUAUAACAUGGAUUAUAGCCAGCAGCUGUUACAGCGACAGCAGCAGCAAAUUGCCAUGCUGACCCCUCAGCAACCCUUCACCCUGCCCGGACAGCAACCGCUAGGGGUUGCAGGUCCAAACCCUAUCACGCAAGGACCGUAUGUACUAGCUCAGGAUCCAUACGUGGCAGCGGGCGUUCCGUUCGCAGGCCCUUCAUUAAUGCAUCAGUACUACCAGAUCCCAAUGAUGUUUCCUACUGCCAACAUCCCCAACAUCAUGCAGGGACAGCAAGCUCCACAGACUCUACAGCAGCAGCAACAGCAGCAUCAUCAUCACCAGCAACAGCAGAUGCUUCGCGCCCAGGCUGGCUCACCGGCUCAGCAGAAUGAUCUUAUUGGCUCUACUUCAAACCAGAUGACAACCCAGGCCAUGCAGACAAACGCAGGUUAUCAGUUGAUGGCUCCCACCUACAUUGACCAGAAUGGACAGAUUGUCAACCCCAGGUUGCUGGGACCCCAGGUCCGGCUGGUUUCUCCUGCACCUCUGUUGGUGAACCCUGGAUCACAGCAGCAAGGGGCUUCCAAUCAGCUAGCCAGCAACAACCCGCUACGCCUGCUCACCACACAGGGCCAGCAGACGCCACCAGUAGCUAGCAACACUCCAGUCACUGGACAGAACAAUCUAGGUUACUCCCCUACAAGCAACCUGGGCUACACCCAGGUCACUGCCAGCCUUUUCACCCCCAUUUCCACAAACAUGGCACUGUCAGCUCCUCAGCAGAAUGGGUUUUCCAGCAACGCUCUUGGUGGACUAGGCUCAGCAGCUCCAGGAACUAUAGGGCAGAGAAGAGAAUCUUUUGAAAUGAAACGCCAGCAGCAGAUAUCGGCAAUGGGAGGCUAUUAUGCCCCUUUGCCUGGCAUGGCCAGCUCGCCUGCAGGCAGCAUUGCUAGCAUGAUGACCGGAGCCCAGUCGAUGACACCGCCUCCUUCCUUGUCCGGCUCUACCUCUAAUCUCACGCUAGGGUUAAAUAUUGGUGGAAGACCUUACUCUGCAGCACCAGGAGCUGAAGCUGCCAAGUUCAGAAACCCAGGAUUAGUGUCGCCCCAUGGUGGCCUUUUCGGGAACACCUUUUUUCAAAACAGAACACUGGCCCCAAGGAGUGCCAGCUUAUCUAAGGAGGUGACUGGUCGAAGCCGUCUGCUGGAGGACUUCAGAAACAACCGUAUCCCCAACUUGACCCUGAAGGACUUGGUCAACCAUGUUGUUGAGUUCUCCCAGGAUCAACAUGGCUCUAGAUUUAUUCAGCAAAAGCUGGAGCGAGCCACCCCACAGGAAAAGGUCAUGGUGUUCGGCGAGAUCCUCUCUGCCGCCUACUCUCUAAUGACCGACGUGUUUGGUAACUACGUCAUCCAGAAGUUUUUCGAGUUUGGAACGCCCGAGCAGAAGCAGACCUUGGCACAAAGAGUUCGAGGUCAUGUGCUUCCUCUGGCCUUGCAGAUGUAUGGUUGCCGGGUGAUUCAGAAGGCUCUGGAAUCCAUCCCCGCCGACAUGCAGGUGGAGAUUGUCAAGGAGCUCGACGGCCACGUACUCAAGUGUGUCAAGGACCAGAAUGGAAACCAUGUCGUCCAGAAGUGUAUUGAAUGUGUGGACCCUAAAUACCUGCAGUUCAUUAUUGAUGCGUUUAAGGGACAGGUGUUCAACCUGUCAACACAUCCCUACGGCUGCCGGGUGAUCCAGCGCAUACUGGAGCACUGUACCCCGGAGCAGACCACCCUGGUCCUGGAGGAGCUGCACGAGCACACGGAGCGUCUGGUGCAGGACCAGUAUGGCAACUACGUCAUCCAGCAUGUCCUGGAGCACGGCCGCAUGGAGGACAAGAGCAAGAUUGUCAACACCAUCAGGGGCAAGGUGCUGGUGCUGAGUCAGCACAAGUUUGCGAG
Candidula unifasciata is the source of this 2525-nucleotide messenger RNA. NCBI's taxonomy places the organism in Eukaryota, Metazoa, Mollusca, Gastropoda, Stylommatophora, Geomitridae. The record is from the annotation of a GenBank genome assembly.